UUGGAAGUGAGAGGGUGGGGGUGGGGACGGAGAUGGACGCAGUGAGCCCCCUGGCUAUGGCGCUCCUUCAACCCCCAUUGCUGCUCACUCGCGGCACUUCUCGUGCUCCCACGGCACUCCAUUCUCAACCCCCGCAUCGCUUCCUGACCCGGAGCUUCCACCACCCAGCAACUCUAACCAAUUGUAAUUUCGAUGCGCGAAGAAUUUGUAGCCUCUCGCCGAAGCCGCCCAUCGUAGCUGAGCGAUCUGCGUUUUCGGAAUCCCGAAUCUCGCCAGCUUCUGGUAUCACUGCGCAUGCAGGUUUGAGCCUUCGUGGUCGGGAUUUGCACGUUGCUGCGCGCGCUUCGAAGUCGGAUUACACCACUCGGCGGGUGCUCCCCUUUCGAGCCCUGCUAGCAAUUUCCGCGGGUGCUGCGAUUGCUUUCUUGAGAAGGAGGCGGAAAUUGCAACCAUUGAAAGUGCGUGGGUCAGUUGCAUACACUCAAGGAGAGGAAAAGACUGAAAAAAUGACGAAGAUUGAUUCGCACCUUCAUGUGUGGGCCUCACCUGAUGAGGCAAAGAAGUUUCCAUAUUUUCCUGGGCAAGAACCAACUCUUCCUGGGAGUGCAGAUUUUUUGCUGAAAAACAUGGCAGAGGCAGGAGUGGAUGGUGCUGUUAUUAUUCAGCCCAUCAACCACAAGUUCGAUCAUUCGUAUGUCUCCAGUGUGUUACAAAAGUACCCAGAUAAGUUCGUGGGGAUGUGCCUGGCGGAUCCAACCGAAGGAGGAGGCGGCGCUAAGGAGAUUGAACGCCUCAUAAAAGAGGAAAAUUUCAAAGGGGUGCGGUUUAACCCUUACCUUUGGCCCUCUGGAGAAAAGAUGACGAAUGAAUUGGGCAAGGCUAUGUUCGCCAAAGCUGGAGAGCUUGGUGUUCCAGUUGGUUUCAUGUGCUUCAAGGGCCUGAUGUUGCACAUUGAUGAGAUUGAAGAGCUUUGUAGAGAAUUCCCAACAACAACAGUUCUGAUGGACCACCUUGGAUUUUGCAAACCUCCACUUACUGAAGAAGAGGCCGACGUUUGGAACCGUCUACUAAAUUUGUCGAAAUAUCCACAGGUGUAUGUGAAGCUGAGUGCAUUUUUUCGAGUAUCACGAGAACCAUUCCCAUACAAAGAUACGUGGCCGUUUCUUAAACAAUUACUGGAAUCAUAUGGCGCCAACCGACUCAUGUGGGGCAGUGAUUUCCCCUUUGUAGCAGCUGAAUGCGGAUACACAAAUUCUUGGCAAGUGUUACCCUCACGAAACUCAGCAGAAGCAUUUUGCUCAGAAGAAGAGCUUGAAGCUAUUAUGGGCGGUACUGCACUUUCCGUCUUCAAGGGCAGCUGGAGGAGCUCUCUCUUCGACGGAUGAUUCAGAAUUGAAUGAUGAUAUUUUAACGUAAACUACAGCUCCUCCGAAUAGUUACAACUAGAAGUUAAGCAAGAUAAUUCUUAUCAGAGCAAUUUCGUUUGACAAGGACAUCUGAAGUAAAUUUGAGACUGGCUUUUUUCAGCCUUACGAGCACAUAACGCUUGUGUUUUUUAUUUUUUUAUUUUUAAAGUGGCAUCCUGUUCUCAGAC
Messenger RNA from Physcomitrium patens, 1594 nucleotides. RefSeq lists its product as uncharacterized. NCBI's taxonomy places the organism in Eukaryota, Viridiplantae, Streptophyta, Bryopsida, Funariales, Funariaceae. The record is from RefSeq and is a predicted model, not a curated record. Gene Ontology annotation, molecular function: hydrolase activity; carboxy-lyase activity.